AAUUUAGAAGAAGAAAAGCAGGAUUCAGGAGUUGCGCAUGCGUAAUAGGUCUGGUGAAAGGAAUUAUGGCCGACACGAUGUAUAUGGAUGAUUUUCCUCCUUUACCUUCGGGACUGGAGGAGGUAAAUAAGAUGAUAAAGGAGAAUGGUGACCUGUUUUAUGACACCCUGUGUACAGUCUGCAAUGCUGUCCUAAUUUCGGAAUCUCAGAAGUUGACUCAUUAUCAGAGCAUGAAACAUGCUAACAAAGUGUGGCGCUAUCGUUCUGGAAUAAAGGACAGGGAGCCACCAGUGAAAAGGUUGAAGUCGUCAUCAGAUGACAGUAUAAAGGACUGUAACAGUGGAGAUGCAGACCGGUCAAAGGUGUGUGAUACAUGUAAUAUGACCUUCUCCUCUCCUGUGGUGGCUGAGUCUCACUACAAAGGCAAAGUCCAUGCCAAGAACCUGAAGCUGAAGAGCUUUCGUCCCCUAAUCUGUAAAACGGCACCACCAGUUCAGCCGAAGAAGAAACCUGCAGAAGAUUUGAGUGGCGACAACGAAUCGAGCCGAUUCUGCUCCAUGUGCCAGGCAACCUUUAACAACCCGGUCAUGGCUCAGCAGCACUACAUAGGCAGGAGGCAUAGACGACAGAUGAGCAAACUCAAACUGAUGGAGAUGUACGGCCCCUUCACAGCACAAGCUUCUGCACUAAAGCGAUACCCGUGCACCACCUGCAGCAUUGAACUAAACUCUGUGUCACAAUACCGGGCUCACGUCCUUGGCGCUAAACAUAAGAACCAAAUGAAGAAAUCAGGUCUGAAGAUUGAACAGAAGCCAGACACAGCAGAACAAUCACACGGGGACAAGAACCCCAGCGGAGGUGACACGCACAAUGCCAAAAAUGACCAGUAUGUUGUCACAGAGGACCACUAUGGCACCGGGAAUGACCAGUCCUGCACUAAGGAUAACCAGCAUGCAGCUGGGGAUGACCAGUAUGCAGCUGCAAGUAACCAGUACACUCCUGAAUACAAGGUGUACUCAGAGGAGUACCGCUAUACUUGAGGCUAGACUGGGAGGGACUGAGGAGGUUUCAGUCAGGACUUGGAAUGACACACAACAACCAGCCCCUUUAACACAUUAACAAUCCAUCAACCUCCACGGUCCACCAGUUUUUUCUGGUCACUCCUCACUAGGAUUUUACCCCCUGGAACACUCAUGUAAUCCCCAGGUUUGGACCGUGGAAUAAUCCAAUGUGGCCAUUUAUCAUUGGUUUUGUUUGUUGUCUUUUUUUAUUUACUUUUCUCCUUUGACCAAAAAUCUGCAGAUAUGUGGUAAAACUCUUCAAAAUGUGAUGUUGCACAAUCCCAUGAUAAAAAAUGUCUGUGAGGGUUCAGCUGACCUCUACUUCUGUGAAAACCGCUUUCAUACCCAUGUACACUGGGUCUAGGUAUUGUGUGAAGGUUGUCGGGACUGGGGCAGAUAUAUUUUUUUUCCCAGUACAUUAACCCUGUAAAGCCUGACACAUCAAAAAAUAGCCAGAACAUUCAAA
Molecule: messenger RNA, 1527 nt
Organism: Monopterus albus (swamp eel)
Lineage: Eukaryota; Metazoa; Chordata; Actinopteri; Synbranchiformes; Synbranchidae
Gene: znf346
Product: zinc finger protein 346
Exons: 7
Coding region: 66-1040 (324 amino acids)
Molecular function (GO): zinc ion binding; nucleic acid binding
Source: RefSeq, a predicted model, not a curated record